AUUCCAUCAUCCGAAGAGCAUCUUUCAUGCGUCUCCCUGGGCCCGAAUCCCACGUCAGGAUGAACUGUGAGCAGGAUUUUGGAGAUGGAGGCAUGAACGUCACUCUAACUCUCCGGCUGCUCAUGCACGGCAAGGAGGUCGGCAGCAUCAUAGGCAAGUUUUUUUUCCUCUUUCUCUUUAUCAACCUCCCAUCCAUUUACUGCUCCUUUACUUUUCCAUCCUUACAGAGCAGUGCACGUAUCAAUAUCUCAGAAGGCUCAUGCCCAGAGAGAAUCAUCACCAUCACGGGUGCCACAGAGUGUGUGUUUAGAGCCUUCACUAUGAUCACACUCAAACUGGAGGAGGACUUGGCUGCUCUUGUGGCGAAUGGCACAGUCACCAGUAAGCCUCCAGUCACGCUGCGGCUGGUCAUCCCGGCCAGCCAGUGCGGUUCCCUCAUAGGCAAGGGCGGCUCCAAAAUCAAAGAGAUCAGAGAGAAAACAGGGGCUCAGGUGCAGGUGGCAGGAGAUCUUCUGCCUAACUCCACAGAGAGAGGUGUGACAAUAUCUGGCAGUCAGGAUGCCAUCAUCCAGUGUGUCAGGCUCAUCUGCACUGUAAUACUAGAGUCUCCUCCAAAGGGUGCUACAAUUCCGUACCGCCCCAAUCCUGCUCCAGGCACGGUGCUCAUUGCUGGAAAUCAGGUUUUCGAAACGUCAGAGUUUGCGUCUCACCCGCUUUUCUCAGUGGCUCAGGGAGGGCUGGAUCUGCAACAAGCUUAUACUGUACAAAACCAAUACGGCAUUCCACACUCAGAGUUGGCCAAGUUGCACCAAUUGUCCAUGCAGCAUGGUCUUGCCCCCAUAGCUCAACCAACGGCCACCCCAGUUCUGUCUGGUAUCGAGUCCAGUUCCCAGACAGCAUCACAAGAACUUCUCAUUCCAAAUGACCUGAUUGGUUCAAUAAUUGGCAGACAGGGUACAAAAAUCAACGAGAUCCGCCAGGUGUCAGGGGCUCAGAUCAAGAUCGGCAGUCAACUGGACAGCACUAGUGACCGACACGUCACCAUCACGGGCUCCCCAAUCAGCAUCAACUUGGCCCAGUAUCUAAUCACAUCCUGUUUAGAGACCGCCAAAUCCACUGCCCAGUCCUCCUCCAUGUCGACCCCUGUAGACCUCAACAUGAGCUUCACCCAGACUGCUCCCCAUGCAUCGUCCUCUGCCGCAGCCCUGGCAGCGAUGGGCGGCCUGCCCCAUGCUCCAAUCUUGGGCGCCCCCUAUACCCUCCCCCUCUCCAGCCUCCUGGGAAUCAAAUCCGUCCCCUUCCUGACACUCUCGGCCCCUGCUGCCACAGCUGCUGCCGCCGCUGCCCCCACCCACGGCACCUUGGCCUCCUACACCGCCAAGAUCUCCUCCGCCAACGGCAUUAAGAAACCAGAGCGACAGAAGUUUGCGCCCUACUGAAGAGGAACUACUGAGUACCUCCUUUGUUUCCGAGAGAGGAAUACUUUGAGGGUUCUUCUCUUCUAGCCUGAUGUAGCGGUGUAGAAACAGACAGUACCAACUUAUUUUCUUUUUGGUUUAGUAGCUUGUCCUGAAAUAACUGUAGGAAAAUAAUGGCAUAAAUUUUAAUUAUUACUUUUUUUUGGCUGAGGUAGCCGCUAAAGCCAUAGACUAUUCCUAAUCUCCUUUUCCCCCCGAAAUCUUUACACACGUUUAUUGUCUGCUCUUAUUUAUUGAUAAUAACGAAAUAUUCCCGCAAAGAGUUUAUAACGUAGAACACUGUUGACUGAUGCUAAUCUCUUAUGUAUCAGCUUUUAUACAAUGAUGUCUGUGAAUGCUUCUGUAUACAACU
Messenger RNA from Sinocyclocheilus rhinocerous, 1830 nucleotides. Its product is annotated as poly(rC)-binding protein 4-like. The transcript is spliced from 12 exons. Gene Ontology annotation, molecular function: RNA binding. The coding region runs from base 27 to 1439 and encodes 470 amino acids. The record is from RefSeq and is a predicted model, not a curated record. NCBI's taxonomy places the organism in Eukaryota, Metazoa, Chordata, Actinopteri, Cypriniformes, Cyprinidae.